AUGGCGUUUGAGAUGGCCCUGUGUUGUGCAGUGCGCCGGAGCUUCCACUGCCCAUCGUGCCCACCACCAGCUCCCGGCGGCCGUGGACGCGCCCAACUCACUACCGUGGCGAUGGAGGAGGCCCGGAUCGACGUCGCGUCGCUGCGGGACACGGUGCAGCGGCUCGAGGCCAGCGUCGUCGUCGUCGCCGCCGCCAAGCCAAGGGGCCGCUUCGACCGCGACCUGCAGCGGGUCAGCGGCGAGCUGCGGGUGGCGCUGGCCGCUGAGGAGAAGAACAAGCGGGCCAUGGAGAAGUUGGUGCUGGCGCUCAAGGAGGUGAACGCGGAGCUGCACACCACGCGGCAGCAGCUGGCGCACGCGCAGCACGAGUCGGAGACGGCGAGGCUGGAGUCGGACCGGCUGCACGUGUCCCUGAAGCUCAAGGACGACAAGGUCCGCGCGCUAUCCGACGAUGUGGCCCGCCUCCGCUCCGACGCCGAGGAGGCGUUCGCCGCGUUCCGGGGCAAGGAGGUCGGGUUCACGGCGUGCAUGAAGUCGUCGGAGGCGGAGCUCGCCGCGUCCCGGCGCGAGAACGCGCGGCUCCUCGAGUCGCAGCGGUCCGGGCGGCACGAGGUGGCCAAGCUGAAGCAGGCCGUCAAGGACACCAAGUUCGACAAGGAGGCGCUGGAGGAGGCGAGGAGCGAGAACGCCAUGCUCAAGGAGAUGGUCGGGAGCAAGGACACCACCGUCAAGUGCAACAAGGAGGAGCUGGAGUGCCUCCGGGUGAGCGAGGCCGCGGCGCGCGACAGCGUCAAGGAGCUGCAAAGCCUGCUGGUGGCCACGUCGGUGAGCCCCACCCCCACGCCGUCCGCGGUGGCGGGAGCGGGAAGGUCGUUCGACCUGGAGGACCUAUCGUCGCCGUCGCCGCGGACGCCGACGGACGGGAUCGACGGGAUCGCACUGGAGUAG
Aegilops tauschii subsp. strangulata is the source of this 948-nucleotide messenger RNA. RefSeq lists its product as uncharacterized. Lineage: Eukaryota; Viridiplantae; Streptophyta; Magnoliopsida; Poales; Poaceae. The record is from RefSeq and is a predicted model, not a curated record.